Molecule: messenger RNA, 2327 nt
Organism: Venturia canescens
Lineage: Eukaryota; Metazoa; Arthropoda; Insecta; Hymenoptera; Ichneumonidae
Gene: Pdk
Product: pyruvate dehydrogenase kinase
Exons: 7
Coding region: 177-1427 (416 amino acids)
Biological process (GO): regulation of glucose metabolic process; protein phosphorylation
Cellular component (GO): mitochondrion
Molecular function (GO): pyruvate dehydrogenase (acetyl-transferring) kinase activity
Source: RefSeq, a predicted model, not a curated record
UCCGCAGUCGAAGCGAGUAGUGCAGUCGUUCUGCGCCUGUUCGCCGUUGUCUCAUUCUGAUCCCGACCCAAACAAAAGCAAAGAAAAAUUCGUAGCGAAAAGUUGCUGAAUCUUAAGGGAAAGCUAGUUCGUUGUCAAAUUUUAAAAUAAACGUUUAAUGUGUAAAAAGCGUCAAAAUGAGGAUAACGAGGCGCUGUUUGAGCGGCAUGACCAAGAUGCUGGAUUUCUAUUCACAGUUCAACCCGUCGCCCCUUUCGAUAAAACAGUUCAUCGAUUUCGGCUUGAGCGCUUGCGAAAGAAAAUCCUUCAUUUUCCUGCGGAAAGAACUGCCCGUCAGACUUGCUAACAUUAUGAAAGAGAUUCAUUUAUUGCCGGAACAUUUGUUGAGAAUGCCAAGCGUCGGUAUCGUUAAUAAUUUGUACAUUAAGUCUUUCGAGGAAAUCAUACAUUUCGAGAAGGCCGAGGUCAAUGAGAUAACACUUGAUAGAUUUUGCGAGGCUCUUGUCAAAAUAAGAAACCGCCAUUCCGACGUCGUCGAAGUUAUGGCCCAGGGCAUACUCGAGCUGAAAGACUCCCACGACGUCGAUCCACAAACUGAGAACAGUAUUCAAUAUUUUUUGGACAGAUUUUUCAUGUCUCGAGUCUCGAUAAGAAUGCUCAUUAAUCAGCACACUCUCCUCUUCGGCGGUGUACUGAACGGGGACAACAGACACGUUGGCUGUAUCGAUCCCUAUUGCGACGUUAUCGGUGUUGUCAAAGACGCUUACGAAAAUGCCCGAUUUCUUUGCGAUCAAUAUUAUCUCGCCAGCCCCGAGCUCAUCGUCAAACAGUACAAUGACCUUGAGGCCGGCAACGAAAUCCGAAUAAUUUACGUUCCGAGUCACUUGUACCACAUGCUGUUCGAGCUUUUCAAAAAUAGCAUGAGAGCUGUCAUGGAACACAUUACUGACGCUGAAAGUUAUCCACCGAUCGAAGUCACCAUCGUACGUGGCAAAGAGGACGUUUGUGUCAAGAUUUCUGAUCGAGGGGGUGGAAUUCCAAGGUCGUUGACCGAUCAUCUUUUCAAGUACAUGUACAGUACUGCACCCCAACCGAGCAAAUCGGAUUCUCACACUGUCCCGUUGGCUGGUUACGGUUAUGGGCUUCCAUUGUCGAGAUUGUACGCGAGAUAUUUCCACGGCGAUCUCGUAGUUCUGAGCUGUGAAGGCUACGGCACCGACGCUGUUAUUUAUCUCAAAGCGCUGUCGAACGAAGCGAACGAAUUGUUGCCGGUUUUCAACAAAACGUCAUCGAAAUUUUAUCGCACUCCCAUGCCAACCGCUGAUUGGAGCAGCCAAUGCGGCGGGGGAAUGGCGACAAGACAAUUGUCAAUGAGUAACAAACAGGGUCACAGGUUACCCCACGGUAUGGAAGUCAGUCACUGCUAGCAAUUGAAAAAAGGCAGAAAAUGAGGAACAUUUGAAGAACAGCGAUGAAAAAGCAAUUUUUUAAUUGUUCCACGGUGAGGCAUCGGUUUUGUUGAAAAUUUUCAAAUUCUCUUACGGAGUUUCACUAUUUUUCCGUAUUAUAUUCUCUCCUGAAGAAUUCAUUUUUUAAAAUCUCGAUUUUUCGGUAAAAUGAAAAGUUUUUUGAAAUUUUUCGACCGAUUUAAGAAGAUUCAAGAUUUUGUUUCCAAAGAUAAAUGAAAAUUUUCAACUCAACAUUUUACCUUGAAAAUUACGAAUCUUUCGUAAGCCCUCGCCUCUCAAAUACGCUGCGUGACUCAACAUAUCCAAAAAAGCCAAUGAAGAAGAGACGAAAGAUUGACAACGUGGCAGUUGAUAUUUUUUUCAAUUUUUCCUUUUUGUUUUUUUCAUUCAUUUCCUGAUUUUGUCUCGAGGACGAUUCCACGAAUGGCGAACUGUGAUGCAUUAUGUUAUUUUAAUCCUACACUUAUUCACAUUUUUUCGUCUCGUUUUACAUUUUUUUAAUAGUCGAUAAAAAUUUUGCGAAGCAAAUAAUCAGAAUGAACCAGCACAAUACACGAAAAUUUCCGGAUGAGAAUUAUUUCCUUGUGUUCGUUUGUGCGAAUCAUUGUUGCAGAAACAAUGUGCAUUUUGUUGUACUCGAUCGUCAAUUUCAAUUUCAAAUUUACGAUUUCAAAUUUUUUUCUUCAUUCACGAGUAUUCUGAUGCUCGCAUCAACGUUCUUUAUGAAAUGUAAAAACAUGUACGUGCUGUGUGUAUAUAUAUAAUGUAUAUCAACGAUGUAAAUUAAUUUAUAUAAUUAUUAGAUCAUAAGGAAAAAUGCAAAUUCAAGCGAAUUCAAAUUAAAAAUAUCUCAAAAGA